Trypanosoma rangeli is the source of this 2244-nucleotide messenger RNA. RefSeq lists its product as uncharacterized. The record is from RefSeq and is a predicted model, not a curated record. The transcript has a single exon. Bases 1 to 2244 code for a protein of 747 amino acids. NCBI's taxonomy places the organism in Eukaryota, Euglenozoa, Kinetoplastea, Trypanosomatida, Trypanosomatidae.
AUGACGGACGGUCAUGCGGCGUACCUUUCUUUUAAUGCGACGGAUUGCGCCCCGGUAGACGGUGACUGCGUUCAUAGCCCUGACUCCGUGGCCUGGAGCCCACACAAUGUCCUCGUUGUCGCCACGCACUGGGCUUUGUAUCUGCACAUCAAAAGCAUUAUUGCCUCCGAGGUCGUUCUUCGACCUAGGUACCAGCCCCGUGAUGAUGCAUCUGGCCCGAUGUGCAUCACUGGAGCGAAAUGGGCACUAGAUUUGGUACCGGAAGAGGCGUACCCCGCAACGUGUCGAUUGUGCGUACGAACCACACGUGAUACUUUUAUAUAUCGCGUUAUCCGCUUUGGCACGGGAAGGCUUCGUACGAGUCAUGGGAUGUGUUUUAUUCCCAAGGCGGCUUUUCAGGAAAGCGUCGACGACGCCACUGGGGCGGAUAAAAAAGGACGUAAAAGGGUGCGGCCAUCUCUUGGGAAUGUUGUUAAUCUUGACGCCGCAGCUGCUGAAUAUGACAGCAAUGAUCGAAUCCAACUGUUAGCCGGGGCUGGGUGGUGUGUGAUUAGCUAUGAGUGGUUUCCGUUGGAUCUUCUAGUAGUGGUGACGCUAGGUGGUGUUUAUCUCCUCAAUUUAGCUGGUGACACCUCCGAUGAGACAGCCUUGCAGUUGCGACUAUUUCCACCACCUGUAUUUCGUUUUACGGGUAGUCCUGUGGCAAGUCUAUUGCCAUCGUGUGCAACACGUGUUAUUGGGUGUGGUGGUAAAGAUAAUCGUCUGGUUGUGGCAUGCCCAUUUUGGCUUCGCGUCUUUACUGUUUCCACUGCUCAUGUGCAGCUGACGCAUUACGUUGAGGUUCCUCCACUCUGCGGCAUUCCCACUGCCCUCUGCUCCAUGAUGACCGAUGAGACGAAUUCCACGUUGCGUGUCUUCGUCUCUGCCCCGAUGUGUGUUCUUGAAGGGAGCCUCGUGGUGGAUGCAUUGGACGAUGUCUACGGCAGGGGAGAGGCAAUGCAGGUCAACUGGACCACAUUGGGAUCAUGGACGGCCGAGAGCGAUUUGGGUGAUGAAAUUACUGUUCGUCGCUUUCUCGCUAUCCCGCUUACUUCCUUCGCACCACUUGAAGCGAGGACCGCCACAGACUUGCAGAGGACGGGUGUGACUGCGAUGGAUGGAUCUAGAACACCGUACCUUGUAUUGGCUGUAUCUCAGCGGCGUCUGAUGGGCUUUGUGGGAAGGCAAUGCGUGGAACUUAUUCGCUGCAUGCGGAUGGACGGUAGUGUGUACCCACGUGACGUCGCGCUGGAGUUAUCAGGAGUGGCCAUUCACCCCUCUUGCAACAUGGCGGUUUUGGGAAUUCGGGUUGGCAUGCGGCGGUAUCCGCCGUUUCAGCUGAUGCCUGUUUCCGUCAACACGGAGGGUGGGUUUUUGUUGCGGCUUCUGCAGCUUCAGGAGGGGUUUGGCUUUCUCUCCAAUGCCAAGCUCAACGCGGCAUCAACGUCAGCGGUGGCACCAGCAACCACUAAGGCAUCGCUUGACAAUGUGCUUCAUGCUCUGUGGAGCCGGCAACAGUCCACAUCGUACUUUAUGUGGGAGGAGUUGCUGCCAAGCAAUAGCGUUGGUGCUGCGACUGCACAAUUGUGGCAGCGGGAGUCCCGGAGUGUGUCAGAGGCUUCGAUGAUGAAGGAGGAAGAAGUUAAGGACGAACAGAACGGCACCAACGUAGCCGCCUCCUUCUUCUCCUCCUAUUGCCGGGUGGUGGGCGCACUGCGGUGGGGAUACCUGGAGCAGCGCCAGAAGUACGGCCUGGAGUUGUUUCUGCGUUUCCCAGAGGCAAAUGCAGCAUGGCGGCAGACAUUACUUUGCAUCUGGCGUCGAUGUCCAGGGGACACAGCGCUAAUGGAGCUUGUCUUGGCAAACGCUGUGCGAUGCAUGGCGGAGGAGGUGCAUUAUGCCGGGCUCGUCAGGCAAGAAUGGUCUACGUUACCGUUGGAAACAGAACUGCCCUUGCACUUACCGUUUUUGGCGGCGGUUCAAUUCGGAAGGUUGUAUCAGCAGCAAUGUGUCAAGGGCGAGGCGUGGGUUUACAAUGGGGCAUUUGCGGCGCAGCUUGGAAGGUUUAUAGAUGUUGUAGAGGCUCAACAACGACAGCAGCAGCAAAAAAAACAAAAAGGGAAGCGGAGAUGUCCGCCCCGACGACGUUGUCCCCUCCUCGCUUUCCCUGCUCCGUCUGUGGGAAGGAGGAACAAACACUUUUAA